Messenger RNA from Paramecium tetraurelia, 9000 nucleotides. RefSeq lists its product as uncharacterized. Gene Ontology annotation, cellular component: membrane. Gene Ontology annotation, biological process: calcium ion transmembrane transport. NCBI's taxonomy places the organism in Eukaryota, Ciliophora, Oligohymenophorea, Peniculida, Parameciidae. The record is from RefSeq and is a predicted model, not a curated record. Gene Ontology annotation, molecular function: calcium channel activity. The transcript has 7 exons.
AUGGACGAAGAUGAAUAAAUAGACUAAACGAUGGUCACUUUUGGGUCGAUAAUCGCCAUCUCUGAUUUUGUUGAUCAAACAGCAUUCUUAUUUUCAGAUGGGUUUUUGAAACCAGAAGUAUUUUUAAAAAACUUUGUUCAUAAAGAAUAAAAAAAAAGAAAAACAUUUGAUGGCCUAGAUAAUGAUUCCUUUUACAAAUGCCUAUUUUAGGUUUUGCCCAGGGUUUCCGAUACAGUGAAGACUAGAGUUUUGUAAGAUUAUAAUGUAACUGAUAUUAAGAAGGGAGACAAAGAUGGGAAGGAUGAUAAGAUCAAAAUGACUACAUAAAGGAUGAAUGAAGAACUUAGUCAAUUAAUGAAUGAGUAUAAGCAAAAUAUUGAUGCGAUUGAUAAAUCGAGGUGCUAAAAAUUAACAUACCAUCAACCAUUCCAAUUAUUACAUAUCGCAAGCGGUAGAUUUUUAGCAUGUCAUGAUAAUGAAGCAUAAUUAGAGAAUUAAAAUUACUUGGUUAAAUUGGAUGAUUUUUCAAGUGAUUACACUGUGUUUAAAAUAGUGCCUGCUUACAUGUAUUAGAGUCAUGGAGAAUAGGAUGUGAAUGCUGGUGAAAUGUGUGCCAUAACCAGAGCAAUGCCUAUCUCUAAUCGAUUUGCAUAUAUCAAUUGUUCUUAAUUGGAAAUUUCUGAAAUCAAAGGAUAUGCUUCUUCAAGAUCUGAACACAUCCAGAAGAAAGAAAUAAAUGCUAGUGUUGAACAGUCUCAUUCUUGGAAAAUAGUUUUGUUUUAAUAAUACAUCUCUGAAAGUUCAAGAAAUUUAAGAGUGGGGGAUUGCAUAUGGUUGUAUCAUAGUGAAGCGGAAGCUACACUCUCUGUGAAGAAAUAUCAAGAGGCAGUAGACAAGGCCAAUUUCACAUUUUAUCACCUUUCUGAAUGGUUGUCCAUAAAAAAUUUAUAUGUGGCGAUUACUAAGUCUCAAACUGAAAGUGCCUAAGGAUAUCAGGGCAGUACUAAUGGAUUAUGGUAAAUCGAAGGGGAAGAGUUUCUUUAAGGAGGAUUUGUCAAGUAUGAGGCUGGAUAUAGACUUAAGAAUGUUACUACUGGAUAUUAUUUAAGUGUUGUAGAAAUCCCAGGGGAUAAGAAUAAUAAAUAAAAUAAAAAAUAACUACAAUAUAAAUAUCGUUUAACUUAGGAGUUGGAUAAGUCGACAAUAUUUACUUUUGUUGAUCUCAAAACUCAACCAAAUUAAAAAUAUUUAAAGGGAGGAAGUUAUACAUAUCUAUAAAAUAGAUAGAGUUAAAAUUGGAUGGAUUUUUAGAAUGAUAAGUAAAAUCAUGAAUAUAUUCCAAUUUUGAAAGCACCAAAUGAAAAGACUGAACAUGCAGUAUUUAAAAUACAUAUGGCUACUAGGAAUGAAGUUUGGGAAAUCUAAUUUUUGCAAUCUUGUUUUCGUAGAUUGGCCAAAUUUGUUAUUUAAAUUCAAGAUCCAAAAUAUCCUGGAAUUGAUAAUUUCUCUUCUAAAAGAAAAUGGUUUGGAGUAUUUUAAUAAUUAAAAAGUUGCAUUGCAGAAUUAGAGAAUUUUGUUAAUAAUAAGUCUUAUACCACAUCUGCAGAAUAGUUAUUUGGAUCUAUCAAUUAAUAUAGAUAGAAAUUAAUGAGGGAAUAGUUUUACAUAGAUAUACUGAUUAAAAUUUUAGAAAGAAUUAUUACUAAAGGAGAAUUGGAAUUUUAUUAGAAAUUAGAAAUUGAGUUAGAAAAAGGUGAUAAACAAUCCAAAAACAUAUUUGAAAUUGAAAGCAACAUUAUUUUUGAAGACAAAGCCUUGAUGUUGCAUGAAUAAAAGACUGAAAACACAUUAAAGACCUAAUAUUAUAAUUAUGUUAAAUCUAAAGUAGAAUUAGUUGAUUAGAUCUAUUAAUUCUUAGGAUCUGUAUGUAAAUUAAACAGAGAAAACUAAAUAUAUACUUAUGACUUAAUACCAUAUUUUUAAUUGCACACUAAAUAUUUACCAAAAGCUAUCGAAGCUAUCAUCAAUAUUGUAUCAAGCAAUAAAUAUUUAUUAUAUAAAUUAAGUGAAGAUAUUAAGAUUGAAUUUUAUGAGGACGACGAAAUAGAUAAUUAACAAAUAAAGAUUUUAAUUAAUUUGUACUAAUUUGAUGAUAAGGAAGAAUAAAUUGAGAUAAAAUAACAUGAAAAAAUAAUGAAGAAACCUGUCCCUUUAAUUGAAUACUUUAUUAAUUUGUUAUGGGAUGACGAAGCCAAAAACAACUCAUAUUAUUUAAAAUUUUUAAGAAAUGUUUGCAGUCAUUCAGAAUUUCCAAUUUAAAUUAACUAAGAAAACAUCUUUAAGUUGUAUAAGAAGAACAAUACAAAGUAACCAAAAUUGGGAGUCGAAACUAAAGCUGAAGAAAGCAAAAGUAAUGAUGGAACUGUAAGACUAACAUCCAAAGCAGGUUAACUAAUCAUACCUUAGGAUUGCGAUUUAAGAGACAUUAAUAAAAGUUCAAGGGACAAAUUUAUGUAUAUUAUUGAGUAACUCACCUUUUUUUCAGAGGUUGCUUUAGGAAGAAAUUAUUCAUGGAAAAAUGAACUUGGUGCUUAAUUUGAAAAAUCAUUUUUGUUUAGGAAUAUAUGGUUUAAACAUCCUAUUGAUCCUAAAUAUAUAGAUUUAUAGCCUGGAUUUGCCAGAUUAGCAUUGACUUUGUAUAUUGAUUAAGAACCUCUGAGGAUAAAGAAAGCACCAAUUAUGUGUUAAUUAUUUAGUGAGUGUGAAAAGCCUAGGGAUUAUAUUCUAUUCAAAAGUUCAACUAAAGCUGGAUCUUCGAAUAUUUAAGAAUUGAAUACCUACAAAGAUUUGGUGAAUAAUCUGAUGAAUUAUGUGAAUGAGAAGGGAAGUGAAAUUUAUGAAGUAAUGUGUCCUCCAGCGAAUAAUCAAGGGGGCGAAGAUAGAGAUUCGAAAAAGUUCUAAAACUAGGUUGGGCCAGAUUUCUUAUAAGAAGAAUUAAUCUUAAACACUAUGAGAAUUUUGGAUAAGAUUAUGAAAUUGAAUCUUAUCUGGGUUUUGGAUUAUUCUUUAGGUGAAACAUUAUAACCCAAUUUAAGACCCUAAAAUUUCAUUCAAUCUAUGGUUAAGUCUUGUUUAGAUAUUUUCACUUAUGAGAAAUACGAACUGAAUUUAAUUCAAGCUCAUUGUUAAACAGAAAGACAAAAAGUCUAAAAGAAAUUAUAAGAUAAGCAAAGUCAGCAUAAACUUACAGCUCCAAAUUUUAUGAACCUUUUGAAGAAAUAAAAUAAGGAAGAAGAAGAUAAUGAGGAACAGAGAGGAGAAAGUCAAACAACAAAUGAUUAAAACAUAUACUUAAAUCCAGUUAUGAGAGGGUAUUUAAAAUUAUCAUCAAUCAUGUAAACAAUCAAUUUCUUGGAUCCAAAAUAUGUAGAAAAUGAAGUUUAAUUGAAGAUCAAAAUAUGUGAUUUUAUGGAAUAUUUAUUAGACUUAAGAUAAGAUUUUAUGAUGUAAAAUUGCAUAGUGUUCUUUAAAACCUAUCUAUUGUAAGGAGAUCACAUAGAGAAUAAUCCUAUUGCUUAUAGUUAAUAUUUACAAAAGGAAAAUAAAAAGAAACCUCGUAGUCAUAGAAUAUAGUAUGAAGAUUUAAAUUAAAGACAAAAGAACCUCUUGAUUAUUUAGAGAUUGUUAAAACAUCAUGCAUUGGGAUUAUUGCCUAAUUUAGCCUCGACUGGGAUUAAAGAAAUAGAUGAACCAUUAAAAGAAGAAAAUAGUUUAACUUCCUUUACAAAAAACUUAAUGAAAAUGAAUCAGUAGGAAGAAAAAGCAAAAGCAAGGUUUUACAAUUAUAUCAACAAUCCUCAAAUCCCAGAAAUCUUAGAUCUGGACCAAUAUUUGAGUUUGGCCUUAGGGGAUAUCAAUGCAAAUGAUUAGCCUGUAGCUAGUUUAUUGCCAACAUUUUUACAUACGUUCUAUCAUGUGAAGGAUAAAGAAUUAGAAAAGAGAUGUCUUUAAUUGCUCCUAAGAUUAUUUACUUAAAAAGAGGAAUUCAAACGAAAUCUGUAAAACAUGUAGGUUAUCUUUGAUGCUGAAAAGACUAUACUGCACAAAUACAUUACAACAAAUUUAGAAAAGUUUUAAACUUUAAAUGAGCGUCUUGAUACAUGGAUAUCCAACUAUAUUUUUGAGGAUAGAGUCAGUAGUGACUUUGAAUAGGCAUAAAAAUAUUUAAAUAGUUUUUAUCAUGGAUUGAAAAGUGAUAUUAAAUUAGAAGAGAAUGAAUUGAUAUCAUGUUUAGAUGUUAUUGAUCCUAAGAAGCAAUAACUGUAUGCAAAUUUGGGAGCUCAUAUAGCAGUAGUUAAUUUAUUGCCCAAUGGAUUAAGAUACAUUCAUGAAUAUAUAAUGGAUAGAGAUUUAGAAGAGGAGAAAAAGAUUUAUAUGAUUGAGUUUUUUAGACUGGCUAUUGAUGUUCUCAAAAAUUUCUGUUUCAACAACAAUGAAAAUUAAAUUAUACUCUAUGAGUAUUUAAACUUUUAUCGAUACAUGUAAUAUGAUCUAGGCUAACUAGAAUUGGUUGAAUCUAUAUUUUAAAAUAAUAAGACUUUGCUUGUUCAAAAAGUUGAUUAAUAAUUAAUUGACAUGAUUUUAUAACUCAUUCUAAAAGAGGGUAGACAAAGGAGGUUUUUAAAAGUAUUUGAGUCAUUAAUGAUUUAUUAAUAAAAUUACAUUUUUGACAAUUAAAUUUUAAUACAAAAUAGUCUGUUGCCAGUAGAAUUUGGGGAAAAGGAUAUAAAGAUAUUGUAUUGUGAUGGUUCAAGGAAUAGUGAUUUGAAAUUAUUUUUGGAUGAUCCAAUUUAAGAGCCUGAUUUAAAAUUUGUUGAUAAACUUAGAGAGAUAGACUAUAGAGAUACAUUUAGAGAUGAACCCUUCUAUUAUCAUGCAUAAUUAUUAGACAUUCUCAUUUAGACAACUUUGAAUAAUGUAGAAAAGAGAAAAUUUAAUGCCAACACAAAAGAAGAAGAUGUGAAAAAGAAUUUCAACAUCAGUGUAAGUAAGCUAAAAAGAUUGUUUACAGCAGCCUAUCUCCUUGAAAUACUAUGUACCAAUGACGCAUUUGUUAAGAUGCCUAUUACAACUAAAUCUCAAAUUCAAUAUAUUGAUAGCAAUGACAAAAUUAAAGGGGUUUCCUUAAUAAAAUUAUAAGUAAUAGAGUUUUUGAGAUUGGUUCACAUCUCUUCUGAAAGAGGAUAGGUAUAACAUUCUUAACUGUUCCAUUGCCGAUAAUAAAUAAUUGAUUUUAUUACCUUUGAAAUCAAUAGACUUGAUAAAAUAACUGACUUGCAAUUAUUCACUCAAGAUCUAAAAAAUUAUCACAUUUAAGGGAUUUUCCCAUUUAUUCUGGCAUAUCAUGAUAGAUUCUUAAAAACCAUAGAGAAAUAAGAUUUAAGAAAAGAUCUAUAAGCAAUUGAAAAAUUCUUAUAAGAAUGGUUAAAAAAAGUAAAAACUUUAACUUCUGAAUCAAACAUACUUCAUCCUAUAAUUACUACAAGUGAAGACGCAAAGAUAUUAGUAAGAUGUUUAUAAACAUUUUGCAAAGUGUUUUAUGAGAAGACAGUGAGUUAAAAAGAAGAUCCGAUUUGGAAUUAAGUAAAGAUUAAAUUAGACUCACUUUAAGAAACAGAUUAGGAUUAAAUUUAAUUUGAUUAGGAUAAUAAUAUUCCUAAUUCAAAGCCAGCCAUUGAAAUAAUUGGAGGAUACCAUUCAAAGAAGAGCAGUUUGACAUCAAAAUAAUUUAGUAAUCCUGAUGAAUAGAAUGAUAAAAAAUCAAGUAAGAAAUACUUGCCUGAUAAAAAGAAAAUACAUGUAUUCUCUGAUAAAGACGAAGGAGAGGAACUGUUAGAAGGGUAUGAUUCAACUAAAUCAAUCAAAGUUGAGAAGCUUUGGAAGUUAUUUUUGAAAGAAUUACUAAAUAAGGAUUAGUUUAUUAAGGAAGCUGAAAAAGAAAGAGAAACUAUUGCCAAUGCCAUUUUAAACAUAUCUAGUUUAUUAAAACCAGAAUUUAGCAAGAAUUUAACAAAUAAACCUGAUGUUAAAAGUAUUUCUAGGAAACUUAUAUCUUAUCUUUAAUCAGCCUUCUCGGAUCCUAAUUGCAAGGGGUCUAUCUAAACAUUAUUACAUAUUCUAAAAAAAAUAAUUGACACUGAUCCAGCAAGAAAAGUGGAGAUGCAAAAUCUAUUUGAUAAAUUAGGAGCAACAUAAAUGGUGUUGCUAGUCUUGAGUGAAAAUAACCAAGACAAGAAAUUAAUGAUGUCUUUUAUUUAAUUUAUUAACACUUUGUUAGAUGGAGGAAAUGAUCAAGUCUAAGGAACUAUAUACAGCUUUAUGAUAAAUUUCAGUCAAUCUGAAAAUAUCUUCUAGAAAAUCUAUUUUAUAAUUCGAAAGCAAAUUGAAAAUUUAGAAAUCCUAUCUAAAUCUAAGGGAGGAUCUGAAGAUGAAUCUGCAGGAUUACUUUAGAUAGAUUAUCACGAAUUUGAAGAAGAUUUAAGUUUAGUUUUGGAAGUCUUAACAUUCUUGCAAAAUGCUGUUGAAGGACAUUAUAGAAAACUAUAAAAUUACUUUAGAGAACAGACUAACUCCAAAAAUAAUUAUGAUUUAACUAAUGCAAUAACUGAUCUAUUUAAGACUUAUUAUUAUGAUGGUCGUAUUUAAAAAAACUAUGACAAUAUGUUGAAAUGUUUAGAUACUUUAAAUGAACUGGUUUAAGGGCCUUGUUCAGACAAUUAAAAAGCAAUUUCCGAAUCGAAAUUUUUGGAUAUAGCUGCUGAUUUGUUUUCUCAAUAGUAUAUACUAUCACCUCCAGCGGAGAUUGAAUAAAUUGGUAAACGAAAAUCUCUUUUGGAUUAACCAUUAUAAAGAUGGUAGAUUUGUAGAUUAAUGAACAAAAUCUUGAAUUUGAUCAUGAGUUUAUUGGAAGGAAGCGAAAUAAGCCAAAAUAAUCCUAUCUUAAAAAGAAUCAUGAGAAAUCUACCAAUAAAUUUAUUAGAAAAGCAUUGUGUCAACGAAUAUAAUAAAUAUGUCAAAAUAUACGGAGAUAAAUACGAAAUCGAAUCUCUAGAGCAUCUUUCAGUUGAUCCAUAUAAACUUAGGAAAAUGAAAGAAAGCAAAUUUGAUAGAAUAAAACAAAUCUCUUAAUAGUAGCCUUACUUUGAAACCAUCUUACAAAAUGGAUUUCUUCUAUUCUUCUUAAUGAGUUAUUAUAUGGAAUGCGAUCCCUACAUUGUAAGUCCAAUAAUUAAAAUUACAAGGACCAAUGAAGUUUGGCAAAUAUUCAAAGAUUCGUUUAUUUAUAUGUUAAUUUAAUUUACAAUUGCCUUAAUCAGCAAUUUAUUUGGAACUUUGAAUUCAAUGAAGAAUUUGGCUACUGAUUAAUUUAAAAAUAAUUAAGUUUAACCAGAUAUGUCAGAGGAGGAGAAAUAAAGAAUCAAAGAAGAGCAAUAUAGACAAGAUUUGCAAAUGGCCAUCAACUUUUAUCAAGAGAAUAGUGCCCAUAUCGAUGUUAUGCAUGAUGAGAAUCUAGAAGUAGUUUAUUUUAUUAAAUUACCAUCUACCAAAUAUCUACCUAAAGAAUAGAAAAUCCUAUUUCAUGAUCAGGUGGAUAGAAGUACUACCUAAUCAAAGGUUUAAGGGUUAAUGAACGUAGCACCUACUUUGAUUGAAGUUUGCAAACAUGAAGAAUAUUUGAAGAGACUAUUUGAUAGAUAAAAAUACUUAGCUUUGUUGACUGAUUAUGUUAAACUGUGGAGAGAACUGGCAUUUUUCCUGACUUUAUUUUUAAACUUAUUUAUACUUUUCAGCUUUGAUGGAACAGUAGGUGACAGAGUUCAAGAUUACAUCUUUUUUAGUUAAUAUGAAAGCUUUAAUCCCAUGAUUACGAAGACUAUUAUUUAUAUUAUUGGUAUUGUUAUGACUUGCUUAUCCUUAUUUGUUGUAUCAUUUUACUUACUGAAGAAUGCGCCUUUAAUUCUGAAGAGAGCUUGGUUAUAAAAAGGGUUAUUCGAUGAUCAAGAUCCAAAUCCUCUGUUUAUUUUAAUAGACAUGUUUUACAAAUUUAUUCAAACCAUUUUAAGCUUUUUAUAAGAAGUAGAGGUGAUGUAUUACAUAGCAUACGGUUUAUUUGCAAUUUUAGGAACUUUUUAUCAUCCCUUGUUUUUCAUAUUUCAUUUAACUGAAAUUCUAUUUAGAUAUCCAACACUGAAAAAUAUCAUCUUAUCAGUUUAUCGUCCCAGAACUUAAUUAAUUUUAACAUUCUUCUUACUGUUUUUGUUGGUUUAUGUGUUUACUAUUUUUGCUUAUUGGAGAUUAUCAAAUGAUUUUGCAGGAUAUUGCGAUACUCUACUAUACUGUUUUAUGAUGAACGUUGAAUGGACCUUUAGAGGUUCAAUAGGAGAUUAUGUCUAAUAAGAACUUGGAAAGAACAAUGUUGCCAGAGAAUUAGGCGUUGACAGAUUCUUCUUUGAUGAAGUUAGCAAUAUUACUUUGGGUGUUAUAAUGCUUAAUAUUGUGGCUGGUAUUAUUAUUGACACAUUCGGAAGUUUGAGAGAGGAGGAAGAGAAUAAAUUGAAAGAUAUGGUUGACAAUUGCUUCAUAUGUGGAAAUCUAAAAGCUGAUUUUGAUCGAUUACAAUCAAAAAGCAAUGGGGGAUUUAGAGAACACAUAAAAAUAAAUCAUUACAUGUGGAAUUAUGUUUACUUCUUCGCUUAUUUGAAAUGGAAAGAGAAGACAGAAUAUUCAGGAAUCGAGAGUUAUGUUGAUUAGAAAUUGAAAGAGGAAGACCUUUGUUGGGUUCCAUUUAAUUAAGCUAGAGAAUUGGUAGAUUUAGACGGCAAUAAAGGAAUUCGAGAGAAGGAACUUAUUUAAAAAAUAGAAGAGAAAAUUGUUUUUGUUUAAGAGUAAAUAAUUGAUAUGGGAAAAUUGAUGAAAGUUGAAUUUAAAAAGAAUAAUUGA